Messenger RNA from Saccostrea echinata, 1916 nucleotides. RefSeq lists its product as uncharacterized. The record is from RefSeq and is a predicted model, not a curated record. Bases 1 to 1914 code for a protein of 637 amino acids. Lineage: Eukaryota; Metazoa; Mollusca; Bivalvia; Ostreida; Ostreidae. The transcript has 4 exons.
AUGCCGAAGGCAGAGGGCGACAUAACACUCCAGGGUUUCCUGUUACCGAGAGGCAAACAUUCUGAUUGUACUCCAAAACCUACAGAUCUUAUAUUUGUCUUGGAUGAAAGUGGCAGUGUAGGGAGUGAUAAUUUUGUUCUGCAAAAUGAAUUCGUUGCAAAGUUUGUUGAAGAUUUCAACAUUGGGAUAACUGCAACCCAAGUGGCAGUUAUAACCUUUUCGACUUCAGUGAAAAUAGAGUUUUAUCUGGACACUUACCACGAUAAAACACAAUUAAUGGAGAGCAUAAAGCAGAUCAACUACUCGCAUCCCGGUUUAACAAUGACUCAAAGAGCCUUAGAAAGCGUACGGACUGAAGUUCUGACUUUGCAGAAAGGAAAAAGACCCGAUGCUCUGCCUUUAGUUAUUGUGUUGACAGAUGGAAAAUCUAUGAUUCCAGCUCAAACAAUAAAGGAAGCAAAAAAACUUCAUGACAUGAAUGUUACAGUAUACGCUAUUGGUAUUUCGGGCGACGCGAACGAAGAUGAGUUGCAAGGAAUUGCAUCCAAACAUGAUUACGUUAUAAUGGUGCAAGAUUUCAGCAAUUUAAAUUCAAUACGGGGUAAAGCUUUAUCCGGUGCUUGUGAAGCCAUUUUGAAAAAAGUUAAGGGAGACAAUGCAACACUAUCAACGAAACCAACGACUACCAUCAUGAAAACCUCUCAAUCAACAACCUUCACCACCACGCCUACCACAACUUCCACAACUACUACCACUACAACUCCUACAACCACCAAAGCUCCUACCACUACAACUCCUUCCACCACAACCACCACCACCCCUACAACUACCACAACUCCCACAACUACAACCACCACACCUACCACUACCACACCUACCACCACCACAACUCCUACAACUACAACUCCUACAACUACCACAACUACAACUCCUACCACUACAUCUACCACACCUAUCAUCACCACAACUCCUACAACUACAAGAACAACUCCUACCACAAAAACUACCACACCUAUCACCACCACAACUCCUACCACAAGAACUACCACACCUACCACCACCACAACUCCUACCACACCUACCACUACCACAACUCCUUCCACUACGAUUUCUACAACUACUACCACUAUAACUACCACAACUCCUACCACUACAACCUCCACCACACCUACCACUACCACAACUCCUACAACUACAACUCCUACAACUACAACAACUCCUACAACUACAACAUCUCCUAAAACUACAACGCUAACCACAACAACCUCAUCUUCAACAACCGACUCUUCUUCCACGACAAUUAAACCCACUUUCAACACAACCCCUACCAUCACAUCCACCAUUUCUAAAACCACAACUCCUAUCACAAAAACCACUACCUCUACCACCAAAAUUUCUACAGCUAAAAAAAUAAUCAUUACACCAAAACCCUCUACAGCUUCUGCCUCGUCCACCAAACCCAGCACCACGACCACCAUAAAAAAAAAUACUCCCACCACCACUACUGUGAGGGUUACUCAUACCACGCGUCUGGCAAGUUCAAACCAUAUUUCCAUAACUACACCAGCAAUGCCUAUUCCAGAUUACACAUCGCUAUCUCCUGAUUUAUCGGUGUCAAAAUCCACUGCAGUGUCAUCGAAAACUGCUUCUCCCACGACCAGCAGUUUGUCUGUAACAAAGUUUGUAGUUCCUGGUUGGUUCCAGUAUAUCGAAAUAGGACUAAUCGGUGUAACAGCUAUCACUGGCGUUGGGCUUCUUGGAUGCUGUUGCUUAAAAUUCUUUGGUGGUAAACGCAGGGAAGAUGAUGAGGAUAGUGAAUAUGAGGACGAAGAGGAGAUACUCCCCUCAUGGAAACAAGGCCAGAGACUUCCAGCAUCCAAACCAGGAGGAUGGACAGAUGGACUUCGGUUUUAAAA